Mesorhabditis belari is the source of this 1518-nucleotide messenger RNA. NCBI's taxonomy places the organism in Eukaryota, Metazoa, Nematoda, Chromadorea, Rhabditida, Rhabditidae. The record is from the annotation of a GenBank genome assembly.
AUGCAUGCCUUGCGGAAGAUCUUGAAUAAACCGAGGCCAGACGAUUGGGCGCCGUUGGCGAAAUUCUACUAUGCAGACGAGGCUUUAAACGACAUCGCCUCGGAAUUAGAUUCAUUUGAUGGAAGGAGAGACCCAGAGAGAUGCAACAAUCUCGUCAACAAGUUGCGUGUCGCCCAAGAUCGCGUGCUUCACAUUAUCGGCGAGAUGUUGGUCACUUUGUUUCCACGAGAAGCCGAUAGAGCGUGCCGGGAUUUUCGUGUGAAGUUUCCUGAUGAAAUUGUUCACGAGAAUUUGCCUGGUCAACUCUGGUUUGGAGCUGAGUGUUUGGCUGCUGGCUCAAAUAUCAUUGAUCAUGAAGCAGAAAGUGAGAGGAUACGACCGUUGGCUAAAGAGUUGACAAGGCAUCUCGAUUCACUCAGGGAUAUGCUCAAGGAUCAAUCACUUCGCGACACAGCCCAUUACACGGAACAAAUCAAGGAAAAUUUGCUCAAGUUUGACCGUCUCUUUGCCGAUUUUGAAUUUAAAUACGUAUCUGCAAUGGUUCCCGUGAAAAGUGUGAAAGAACACGAUUGUCAGCUUGACGUCGCUGUCCUGUUUUCGGAUUGUUUGGAAAGAGCUUUGCGGGUUUGUUAUGUGACACAAGACCAAAUCGACUACUGUGAUCCCUCGGUGAUGAUCGUUGUGCCGAGAUUAGCGAUCGUUUGGGGCCUAAUUCUUUACCCUGACGGUGCAUUGAAUGUGGAGGGACCAGCAGAGAACCUCUCGGAAAUGUUCCGCCCAUUUCACUCGUUGCUCACAAAGAUUCGAAAUCUCCUUCGAGUACUUGAGUCACACGAAUUGAGAAAGUUGGAGCAAAUCCUCUGCACUGGUGAAUCAAAUGAGACAAGAGACGAAUCCCCAGAUGCGCUCAUGAUGUCCGAUUUUCGGGCAGGAUCAGGUGAAGAGAUUGGCGAUUUUCGAUUUGGAUUGAGAGAAAAAAGGCCAAGUGGUGAUUCACACGAUCUCCGAGCCAGAUUCCGAUCAGCGGAAGAUCUCUUGCAUCGCUUGUUCGUAUGUAUCUCUGGGGUCGCCGAUCAACUCCAAUCCAACUAUAGCUCAGAAGUCAGAAAGGUCUUGAAAAUGAUUCUCCAACCCUCGGAAAUCAUUCCUGUCUAUGAGGUUAACGGACAAGAUGCUCCCAAUCCUACGAGUAGCGAAGAAGAAACGGGUGUCGAAGUACACGAGACAUUGCCUUUGCCUGCAUUUAUUGGAGUUCGAUGGGUUCCCGACGAAGACUGUGAACAAUGUACAGCUUGCUCAUCUCCGUUCACGGUUGUCCGAAGAAGACAUCAUUGUCGGAAUUGUGGUCGAAUCUUUUGCCACAAAUGUUCUUCGAAUAGCAUUUCAAUUCCUGAACUAGGAUAUGAUCGAAAAGUUCGAGUCUGCAAUCUGUGCUACCUCCACAAGAUCAACCCAUUUGCUCCAUGUCUUCAGAGAGGAAAUGCUCAAGCUCCCGUCAAUCCAAUGCAACCCAGUAGU